Messenger RNA from Porites evermanni, 7128 nucleotides. The record is from the annotation of a GenBank genome assembly. NCBI's taxonomy places the organism in Eukaryota, Metazoa, Cnidaria, Anthozoa, Scleractinia, Poritidae.
AUGAAGUUUGUCUCUCUCGCCAGCCACAAAAUGGUUCCAUCCAAGUUCAAAGAUUGCUUUAAGAAAGACGGAAAGCAGGCUAAACAGUUAGCCAAAAAGUAUGCAGCGAAAAAGGCUUUCUCCAUCAUCGCAGACGGCAGAAAAGAGCACGAAACAAGCGCUCCGCGGCCCACAAAAAUUGUUUCAGCAUUGGGUUCAGAAGAGGAAGUUUAUUCAGUCGGUGCUGACUGUGGUAUGUUUGCAGCCGUUUGUACAGCCUAUUCUCAUCACUAUAGGCUUAGGACAUCGCCAGAUGAUUGGUGGUUCUGUGUUAUCAAGAGGGUUGCCUGUGCUAUUGAUCAAAACUCGUCGAAAGCCUCAGUGCGCAACUUGUUUGUCGAUCAUGAAGGAAAGAAAACAAUCGAAGUAGAGGUUGACGAUCCCACCAUCUACACCGUGGAUUACAACUUUCUGUUCGAUCAAAUAACAAAACAGUUAAAGGAAAACUUAAAAGUGCCCGAGUUUGUUGAUGGAGUCACCGCAGAUUUUGGAACCACCUCAGCUGUACAGAAGAUCGUCUCGCAGAUUACGCUGAUGUAUUCUGUUAACCAAUAUUUCGACUGUGGAAUGGUGACCAUGUGUGGAAUACCAGCGGUGGAGAUGCUUGGCAGUGAAGAAGACUGGAUGAAAUUGAGUUCUAAGCUGAAAGUUUUAAGAACACUCUUAGAACCUAUAGAGAAUGAUCUUGGCCUUCGAUCAAAAUGGUGGGAUCUGGUUCAGAAAGUGUUCUGGAAUCUGCAAACCACCUAUCAGGGACACCCAGAUGAAGAUUGGUGGAGUCAUAUUAUGAGCUAUAAAGAAGCUCAUCAGUCGGGUAUGUAUUGUUCUAUCAAUUUAUACGAUUGUAAUACAAAAGGCAAAAAAAAACUACCGAAGGUGUUAAAAGUAUCAAAACCACAUGAAAAGCUUACAUAACGCUAAGGAAGCAAGAAUUUAUGUUGGCUACGAAACUGGUAGAGAAUUGUCCGUAGACUUGCCAAACGCUGAUGCGCCUGUAAACGGCUUGUUUGACAUAAAAAGGAUUGACCGUUUUCAUUAUUGUAGUCUUUUUAUGCACAAAUGAUAUAUACUACUGGUUCAACUAGGGAUUGACAGGUGUUUACCAAAACAUAUCACAGCUCAGUAAGCUGAUCACAAGCAGUAGUUUCUAGAACGUCGAAAAGGUUCUUUAAUGGAAAUUCAUCAUUAUCUUGGAAGAACGUUCUUUAUGAAGACUUCGUAUAAUCACAGUCAGCGCGAGUAGACCGAGUAGGCUAUCCAAAGCUCUUUUAUUUGAGAUUGUAAGUCAGGUUUAAUGAAGUCUGUCCUAGUUUACAGUCAACUCUUGCCUUGCAUACACCCCGCUACAACGGACCGUCCCGAUAAUAGGGACAGCAGCGAAAUCCCCGGCAAAAACAAAUUUCAGACUUUUGGCCUAAAUAAACUCUCAUUAUUACGGACUCUCGCUUAUGAGGACACUAACUUGAGGUCUCCGCAGUGUCCGCAAUAUGAGGGAGUUGACUGUACUUCGUCUAAUCUAGGGAGUACAUAUUCACGAAAUUAAGCAAACAAAAAUAAUUUACCGACUUUGUUUUGUUUCUCAGGAACUCCCGCUGGCGGUAUCAAAGGAUGGAUCACAGAUUUCUUAGAGGGACCGCGAUAUGUAAGGGCACUGUGGGGGCCUGGUGACUUCACAAGUGGCGUAGUGGCCGUUCCUUUCACUAUCAAGGACCGGCGUUCUGGUGUCCAGGAUACUGCGGCAUUGGUGGCAGGAAUGCUGGGCUUCACUGUUCACAGGAUACCCAACUGUGAUGAGGUGUCUGUACAGCCAUUCCAAGGAUGGUCUCUGAUGUUGUCCGAUGAUUCGCCUUUUUGCAAAUUCUGAACAAACCAGUGACAUUGGCUUUAUAAAUUAGUUAAGAAAUAAUACGUAACUGCAAGGAAAGUUAAAACUGUUUCAGUACUAUAAAAUAACGCAUUUAGAAUUUUUUUCAUUCAAAUUUGGGCUCGAUAUUUUUUUUAAAAACGUAGCUAGUGAAAAUUGCAGCCAUUUAAGUGAAAGCCGCGCAAGCCAAAAUGCAGGUUUCUUGAUCGCGAAAAAAGCCCCAAAAUCACACUAUACAGAAAAAAAAAUAAAAUAAAAUAAAAAGAAAGCAAAGAGAAAUGAAGGUGAAAAACGUAAUAGUCCCUGUCUUAGUUUUUUUGUUUUCUGUUGUUGUUUUUGCUUUGUUUUUUGUUUGUUUGUUUGUUUUUUUUGAUUGCCUAUACUUUGGAGAAGGUUUUCACCACAGUUGGCCAACAAUGAUUCGCACUUUUUGGGUGGAAAAGUCAGACUGGAAUUCCUAAAAUUCGGCCUUUGAAAAUCAGUAGUCAUUUGACCAAAACUGCGGCCGAAUCACGAGAUUAUUUUAGUCUGAAAAGCCCGACAGGAUAGGAAAUAUCAGGUGAUAAGAAGAGAAGAAGUAGAAGAGAGAAAAAGGAAAACAAAAAAUCAGUGUGUACUCUUUGUUUUUAUAUUGUCUACUUUGAGGAUAGCGUUAUCAACGAAAAAAUCUGCUUCAGCGAAAAAAUUAAGCUGAGAAUGCUUGCGUCAUUUAAACUACUUGCAGGCAUCUCCUCUUUUUUUUGAAAGGCUCCCCGUUUUCCUUGACAUUUCUUACAUGAUUUUGAAAUAUACAGUUUGAAAGUAAAGAUAAGAAAACUAGUGAGGUUGUUAUCACCAGAGAGAUAUUCAUAGUGAUUGCAAGCUGAGAUUCUAUAAUGUCCCAGCGUCUACAAGCGAAAAUUGUACUGCAAGCAAAGCUCCGGGUUACACUCUAUUUUAGAAAGAUCUUCAAAUGCAACCAAACGUCAAGAGCGCCCACAGGACCGGAGCAACUCUGAAAGACGAUGGCUCUCACAGAGACCAGUUUUGGUCAAGUCUUAUAUUUUGUACUUCUGGAGCUGAGAGUUAUCAAGAAGAACACUGGAGACCUAUGUGGCAGUGUGCGUGUUUCGGUUGAGACGAUCUAUUUUAUAUGACAAGACCGUCAAAAGAAGAAAGAAUUGAGAUCUGUUGUAAAAGAAGUAUUUUGAAACUGGAAGAAGACCUAGAUUUCAUCAGUGAUGGCAAGCUAUCAAACAUUGACGGUGAGCUAUAUCAAGCUUGAGAUGUUUGUGCAAUAUUGUUAAGUCCUUUGUUAUAAAAUCGUCUAUUGUAGCCCUUAUUAUUGAUUUAACUUAACUCAUUUAUGUAGCCGUAUGCACAUAGUACAUGAGUCUUCCGACUCACAUUUUUAAACGAGUUUACAAUUACUAAAGAUGAUCAUGGGAUUGUUUAUAGUCGAUUGACAAAAUUCAGGUGGUACGAAAAGAUAAAAUGCUUAGAAAAACAAGCAUUAUUGAUAACUUUCCCCCAUUUUGGCGAAAAAAACGAUUAAUUUUUCCUGUAGAUUCGACUGAGAUCAUUGUUUGCAAAUUGCUCCGCGGAAGUGUCUUAGAGUUUAGUUAUAUUAUUUCUCUCGUAUGUUGGGAACAGGAAAAUGAAAUUUGUGGUAUUUCUUGUACUACUUAUACAAUGGAAUGAAACAAAAAAAUGAAACGAGAAUGAAAACUCUUAUGGAUUGCCAAGCAAGGUUAUGAGAGCCUUAACUGUACCUCUUCUAUGUUCCGUAGCCACUUUGAAAUGUUUUCAAACGUCUUCUCCUGGGUUAUAUCGUAUAUAAGUAUAAUGCCCUUCAAAAAUCAAAAACAUGUUUUUAAAUGAUGACUGAUGCUGAAUUGAAAGGGUAUUAAAAAAAAUAUGUUUUAAGUAAGUUACGGUGAGACUGAUGUUCUUUUUAUUCCAACUUCUGAGUUUUGAAUGAUUCUAUAAAGUAAGGUGUUUCUUGGAGCAAAAGAAACUGAAUAUCUCACAAAGUAAAUAAUUCCACUAACCAUCGCUCCUCUAUAAUAUUCCGUUGUUAUUUCAUCGAAGCGUUCUAGGCCAGCUGUAUCCCUACAACAACACUACCUUCUCAACACGGGGCAAAGAAGGUUUUCAGAAAAAAAACUGGACUGAAACAUAGGCAGCAAGGAGGACGUUUUGGUGGUGGUGUACUACUAAUUGCCACCAAAGGAUGUAAUAAAGCUUCCCCGAGGGAAGACGUCGCCUGUAAAUCUGAAUUAUUGUUUAUCGAUGUAUGAACUACGAAUUACAGGAAAAUAACUAUCGGAGUAUUUUACCGGCCGCCCAAUAGUAACCAAAAAGUUUUGCAAGAACUCCAAAAUUCCUCUCAGUAACAUCACCACAGAUAUGAUAUUAAUCAGAGAUUUUAAUUUAAAUGAAUUUGACUGGGCCAACGGAAUCGAUCACUAACUGGUGCUCGGAGCAACAUACACUACUCUCGCACAUAUAUAAUUCAGGACAACUUCUUGCAUGUAGUGGACGAACCUACGAGGGAUCAAAACAUACUGGACCUUGUUUUAACUACUAACGUUGACUUGUUGAUGGGCAAUGUUGUGGUAGGUGAACCCUUUUCUGAUCACAAUUCCAUGUAUCACCUUCACCCUAAAGAGUGCGCCUUACAUGUCUGAAAAAAAAGGUGGGAAGAGGCAAUUUUGAGGGGUUUUCGAGCCUGUAAGAGUGUUUUAUCGGGCUUCUGAUGAAAGAUCGUAGUUAAACAAACCGUUUCCCAGCUUUUAGGAGUGCGGUUUUGAACGUGUUUGAAGAAUUCGCUCGAAACGGAUAAAAUACACCAGAAAUUGUGGCAUCUUUCGAAGGAUAACAUAACUUUAAACAAGACUCACGUCUGAAAACAGUUAAGGGAAGCAACGAGCUCGAGAGGGACGUUUUGUUAUACUACUACAUGAGAAAUGUCUGCAAUUUGAUUGGCUUAGAGCAAUGAUAUUUCCGCUUAAUUUGAAAUACCUACAUGUGAAAAUUACAAAUCUUUUGUGGGUAGUUUUUCGAACUCCCGAUAACUCGAACUUUUUUCGAUUUGCCUUGAAGGUUCGAGUUAUCGGCAGUCCACCGUAACCACAUCACAACAUGACAAGAGCACAUUGCGUCAAUGUGAAACCUCAACGCCAAACUGACCAAACCACAUAAGAACGUUAACGUUGUGGCUUCCCAUACACAUGAUGACAAGGCAGAAUGAUAGUUAGUCAAGCGAGUCGUCGAUAUCGUUGUACGCCGACACAUAGCACCGCUCUCGGUGGUUAAAGAUUGCCGAUUGAAAUCAGUUCUCAAGCAAAAACAAUGGGAAAUUCUAACAACAAACCGACCGCGAUGGAUGAUGAAAAAAUUGAAAAAUCUAAGGCCAACGAAACUGUCGUUCGAUACAGUACGACCGUCGAUGGAUUGAACAUGAAGUUUGUCUCUCUCGCCAGCCACAAAAUGGUUCCAUCCAAGUUCAAAGAUUGCUUUAAGAAAGACGGAAAGCAGGCUAAACAGUUAGCCAAAAAGUAUGCAGCGAAAAAGGCUUUCUCCAUCAUCGCAGACGGCAGAAAAGAGCACGAAACAAGCGCUCCGCGGCCCACAAAAAUUGUUUCAGCAUUGGGUUCAGAAGAGGAAGUUUAUUCAGUCGGUGCUGACUGUGGUAUGUUUGCAGCCGUUUGUACAGCCUAUUCUCAUCACUAUAGGCUUAGGACAUCGCCAGAUGAUUGGUGGUUCUGUGUUAUCAAGAGGGUUGCCUGUGCUAUUGAUCAAAACUCGUCGAAAGCCUCAGUGCGCAACUUGUUUGUCGAUCAUGAAGGAAAGAAAACAAUCGAAGUAGAGGUUGACGAUCCCACCAUCUACACCGUGGAUUACAACUUUCUGUUCGAUCAAAUAACAAAACAGUUAAAGGAAAACUUAAAAGUGCCCGAGUUUGUUGAUGGAGUCACCGCAGAUUUUGGAACCACCUCAGCUGUACAGAAGAUCGUCUCGCAGAUUACGCUGAUGUAUUCUGUUAACCAAUAUUUCGACUGUGGAAGAGUGACCAUGUGUGGAAUACCAGCGGUGGAGAUGCUUGGCAGUGAAGAAGACUGGAUGAAAUUGAGUUCUAAGCUGAAAGUUUUAAGAACACUCUUAGAACCUAUAGAGAAUGAUCUUGGCCUUCGAUCAAAAUGGUGGGAUCUGGUUCAGAAAGUGUUCUGGAAUCUGCAAACCACCUAUCAGGGACACCCAGAUGAAGAUUGGUGGAGUCAUAUUAUGAGCUAUAAAGAAGCUUAUCAGUCGGGUAUGUAUUGUUCAAUCAAUUUAUACGAUUGUAAUACAAAAGGCAAAAAAAAAAACUACCGAAGUUGUUAAAAGUAUCAAAACCACAUGAAAAGCUUACAUAACGCUAAGGAAGCAAGAAUUUAUGCUGGCUACGAAACUGGUAGAGAAUUGUCCGUAGACUUGCCAAACGCUGAUGCGCCUGUAAACGGCUUGUUUUACACAAAAAGGAUUGACCGUUUUCAUCAUUGUAGUCCUUUUAUGCACAAAUGAUAUAUAGUACUGGUUCAACUAGGGAUUGACAGGUGUUUACCAAAACAUAUCACAGUCAGCGCGAGUAGGCUAUCCAAAGCUCUUUUAUUUGAGAUUGUAAGUCAGGUUUAAUGAAGUCUGUCCUAGUUUACAGUCAACUCUUGCCUUGCAUACACCCCGCUACAACGGACCGUCCCGAUAAUAGGGACAGCAGCGAAAUCCCCGGCAAAAACAAAUUUCAGACUUUUGGCCUCAAUAAACUCUCAUUAUUACGGACUCUCGCUUAUGAGGACACUAACUUGAGGUCCCCACAGUGUCCGCAAUAUGAGGGAGUUGACUGUACUUCGUCUGAUCUAGGUAGUACAUAUUCACAAAAUUAAGCAAGCAAAAAUAAUUUACCAAUUUUGUUUUGUUUCUCAGGAACUCCCGCUGGCGGUAUCAAAGGAUGGAUCACAGAUUUCUUGGAGGGACCACGAUAUGCAAGGGCACUGUGGGGGCCUGGUGACUUUACAAGUGGCGUAGUGGCCGUUCCUUUCACUAUCAAGGACCGGCGUUCUGGUGUCCAGGAUACUGCGGCAUUGGUGGCAGGAAUGCUGGGCUUUACUGUUCAUAGGAUACCCGACUGUGAUGAGGUGUCUGUACAACCAUUCCAAGGAUGGUCUCUUAUGUUGUCCGACGACUCGCCUUUUUGCAAAUUCUGA